GCAGAGCAGCAGGUCUGGGAGCCAGGAGCCAUGCGCAGGGACGGCUGGCACCCGGUGCCCUGGGGAGCCCACCGUGGGGGGCACUGAGCCCGGCGGAGGCAGCGGGACCAUGGGCUGCUGGCGGCAGCGAGGAGGCACGGUGGCGGGCAGGGCGCCAGCGUGCCACGGGCUGUAGGGGCUGGGCGGUGGGUGGUGUGCCCAGCAGCCCCUCGCCCACCUCCCACGCGGCAUCCCCUCUCUGCGGCAGCACGGGAUGAGGCCGCCCACUGCCCCGGACAGCUCCGGGGACGGGCGCAGCGCAGGGCUCCGAACGCCAGAGCUCGGCCCCGCUGCAGCGCCCCGCCACAGGGCCUCGGCCCCGGGGCCGUGAGCCAUGGUCAGCAGGGAGCCCCUUCCUGGGCCGGCCCCCGCCAGCGAGGGUGGCCAGGAGAAAGCCAUGACGGUGCGCUCGGUGCUGCUCAACCGUGACUCGCCCGACAUCGAGAGCCGCCUCCAGCGCCGGCGCAACCGCACGCAGCAGGUCCGCUUCAAGGACCUGGUGGAGGGCAGCGCGGAGCAGGUGGGCAGCCCCCCACCAGGGCCCGCAGCCGCCCCUGGCCCCAACACCCCACGUGCCUCGCCGCCCCCCAGGGACGCCCCUGAGCCGGCGGCUCUCUGUGCCUCGCGGCGGAGCUGGCCCCAGGCUCAGCCAUGCUCACUGACGCUGCCCAUGCCCAGGAAGGCGUGCGCGAGCGCUGCCAUCCAGACCUCCCCCAGCCUGCAGAAGCCCUUCCCAGCCUCCCAGCCCCGCAGUAAGAGUGUCUGCGAUGUGGCCGGGGUAGUGGGGCUGCCCACCGCCCUAGGGAGUGCCCGCUGCCCGGGGGGGGCAUCGCCCACCCCGUCUGUCCGGGCUGUGCCCCCACAUGUGCCCGGCAGCCUCCCCGCACAUGAGCAGGCCGCUGCCCUCACCCAGUGCGCUGCGGCGUGCCACGCGUCACCACCACCGCCCAGGGAUCCCUGUCCCCCUUAUCCGGGCACAGCCGGGUGCCCUGCUGCCAGCUGUACCUCCCCAGCCAAGAGCUGCCCCCCUGAGCCCUGCACCCGGCUCUGCGGGAACCCCAGGGGCAGCCGGAGGUCCUCCCAGCGCCCGGCCUCUGUGCCCUGCGGCCAGCCCCAGCUGCCCACUGAGGUGCAGGGGCUCGGCCGGAGCGACUCAGAGCACAGCCUGCCCCGCGGGCGCCUGCUGCCCCAGCCCUCUCCGCAUUGCCAGCAGACCCUCCCCUCCGCGCACAUCCAGGGGCUCCGCCAGCCAGCUCAGGGCACCCCCCCUCGGGACCCCCCACCACCCCAGCACCAGCUCUGCAGCUCGCCAUGGGGGGGGCCCUGCUGCACCCCGCCAGCCCCUGUCCUACCAGCGCCGGGCUGGCACAGCUCAGCCCCCACACCGGAGAAGACACCAGCUGCACUUGGCCGUCUGGACACCCGUGACGGCAUCAGCAGUCGGCUACGGGCCACCGGUCCCGGGCACGGCCAGGCGGGACCAGAGGGACAUGGGGAGCUGCUGCCCCCGGCCCUGCAGGGCUCCGGCACCGGGACUCAGCUGGGUGGGUGGGCACCAGAGGCCCCCCAGCAUGGGCAGCCCUGCCUCACCGCCCAGCAGUCGGAGACGCUGCGCCACGUCCAGGACCUUCUGCAACUGGUGGUCGCAGCCAAGGGGCCAGCGGCAGUGCCGGGGGACGAGCACACCCGAACAUCUCAGGGACAGGGCCCUGCCGGGGCGCAGGGGGACCUGCAGUCCCAGCUGCAGUCGCUGGAAGGGGUGCUGGAGACCAGCCAACAAACCAUCCGAGUGCUGCUGGACGUCAUCCAGGACCUGGAGAAGAAGGAGGCCCAGCGGGACGGGCGACAUUCGUACCGGACAGGGCAGGACAUUGCCAACUGCGGGACCUGCCGGGACUGCGCCUGCAUCAUCUACAGCGUGGAGCACGACUUUCGGCAGCAGGAGGGCCGCUUCCAGCGAGUGCUGAGCCACAUCGAGGGCGAGGCGGCGCAGAGCUCCCCUGCGGCAGGGCCCGUCCCGCCGGCCAGGCAGGAGCCCUCGCCGGUGACCAGGCUGCCUGCGAAGCUGGACUCGAAGAAAUCCAGGCGCAAAUGCUUCUGGUUCCUGUAACCGGUGCUGCCGAGGGGCACGAGCGCCCCGCGCCCGUGAGGACCAACCCAGCUCUGACGCCGCACAGGCUCCUUCCUCCUCUCCCUCCCUCUGAUGUUAGGGUUUGGGUAGCACCAGCUUUUAUAUUUUUAACCGUUCGGUUUAAUGUAACGAAGCCCCUGUGUAAAUAAGAGGUGAGGGGAACAGCUGCUGUAUUUAAUGAGAAACCAAUAAAUUCUAGGGAGACGCUAUUUUCGUUA
Messenger RNA from Oxyura jamaicensis (ruddy duck), 2388 nucleotides. Its product is annotated as INSYN2B protein-like. Gene Ontology annotation, cellular component: postsynaptic density. Bases 374 to 2149 code for a protein of 591 amino acids. Gene Ontology annotation, biological process: inhibitory postsynaptic potential. NCBI's taxonomy places the organism in Eukaryota, Metazoa, Chordata, Aves, Anseriformes, Anatidae. The transcript is spliced from 4 exons. The record is from RefSeq and is a predicted model, not a curated record.